Messenger RNA from Penicillium cosmopolitanum, 1509 nucleotides. Its product is annotated as cytochrome P450. The record is from RefSeq and is a predicted model, not a curated record. The annotation marks the transcript as partial. NCBI's taxonomy places the organism in Eukaryota, Fungi, Ascomycota, Eurotiomycetes, Eurotiales, Aspergillaceae. The transcript is spliced from 4 exons. Gene Ontology annotation, molecular function: oxidoreductase activity, acting on paired donors, with incorporation or reduction of molecular oxygen; monooxygenase activity; heme binding.
AGAUUUGUAUACAAAGUUUUGAGUAAUCCUCUUAACAGGCUUCCGGGGCCUAUAUCUUCCAAGUGUACCAAUUUGAUUCACGACUAUUACUCGCUAAAGGGCCAACUUCCUUACUAUGUCCAUUCUUUGCAUGAAAAAUAUGGUAAUCAGAACGCGAAACAAGCCCUGGAGCCAACCCGAAGAGCUUUCUUUGCUGACCGCCCUAUCGUACGAAUCAGCCAGACUCAAGUUGAUAUCUGUGACGCGUAUGCAGUGAGAGAGAUCCACAAGACGCACACCAAAUUCUACAAGACAGUGUUUUACCGCCAGCUCGUUUCGGUGAACGUUGACACAAUGUUCAGCACCCCUGACCCACAUCUCCACGGUUCUCGUCGUCGACUGCUUGCGUCCCCAAUUUCUGACUCGGCACUAUCCCAUCUCUUGCCGCAGAUUUCCAAUCGAAUUGAGUAUGCAAUUCAACGCAUCUCAGAGGAGAUGAUAAGCCGGGGUGCCGCGGAUGUUUUUAAAUGGUGGUUGUUCAUGGCGACCGAUAUCAUUGGAGAGUUGACCUUUGGAGAUUCAUUUAAAAUGCUCGAGGCAGGUAAUGUAAGUUGUUCUUCUCGAGCCAAAGGCUUCAUCUCGAGCAAUGUUGACUUUUUAGCCGACUCAAUAUUCCAAAGAUUUGGAGAUGAUCGCUUGUCUUCAACCCAUUCGAACAACCUUUCCAUCCUCGUCAGACUUGGGGCUUACCUACCACUUCCUAUCUUCAGAAAGACGGCAGCAGCCGGCAAGCGAAUCGGACUAUACGCACAGCAGUCAAUUCAACGAUAUAAAAAACACCUUGAGGAGAAUCCGGAGAAUCCUAAGCCAACAUUGUUUACAAAGAUCUUUGACAUUGGGAAGAGUGGCCUCAGCGAGUCCGAGAUACGAAGUGAGGCGCAGGGCUAUAUUGUUGCCGGUAGCGAUACCACGGCUGUUACUUUGACCUAUCUCAUUUAUUCCGUCUGCAAGGACCAUCAGGUAAGAACAAAACUUUUGGAAGAGCUGUCUACUUUAAAUGAGCCAGUAACAGACAAGGAUCUUCGCAAUCUGUCUUAUCUGGAUAAUAUCAUUACCGAAACACUACGUCUACAUACUGCUGUACCUUUUGGAUUGCCUCGAGCUGUGCCGCCAGAGGGUGCACACUUCAAUGGUUAUUUCCUUCCUGGCGGUGUGACGGUAUCCACACAGUCAUUUAGCCUCCAUCGUGACCCGGCCAUCUUUCCAGAACCAGGGAGAUUCAAACCGGAACGAUGGCAAAAUACGAGCAAGGAAAUGAAAGACAUAUCAAUCCCAUUUGGGGGCGGAUCACGGAUCUGCAUCGGAAUGCAUCUUGCCCGUAUCGAGCUUCGUCUCGCUACUGCUUUGUUCUUUCGUCGAUUUCCAAAGGCUCGCGUGUCUGAAAAAGAAGGAAUGAGUGAUGAGGAUAUGCAUAUGAAGUGCUUUUUCCUAAUGGCUCCAGAGGGCCACCGGUGUCUGAUUGAGGUGUAA